CUGUUUGCGAUAAGUGAAAAUUAAUUGUGAACUAUCGGCCGAAUAAUGAGAACCAGACUCACCGGCAGGAGCGUAUCAGAGGACAGUUUGGGAAACAUUUUGAAACAUAUAAUCGAGGAGGCCCUCGAAGACACCGAACAAGUCGCUAAGCUACAUGGAGUUCUCUUCGAGGACUGGUACAUCAAGAAGACCGCAGAAUUGGAGGAGGCAAAAGCCACCAAAAAGAGAGAAAGUCACAGUCAGGACGAAGAAGAGAAAGAUGCUCAUCCAGAACCCGGCAUGGUUUCCACAGAACAAACGUUUCCUCCAUUAAAAAUACAGAAAAGUAAAUCGGCCUCUCGAACUUCACACAAUUAUCAGGAUAGGAUGCCCUCUCAAAGAUCUCUCGCUCUUCAGAUUUCUGAAUUAGGAAAAAGUGCUAAUUUUAGAUAUCAUGAGACUUUUUCUGGAUCUUACAAUAUAGACCAUAGUACGAGUAAGAUUGAUAUUGGAAAUAAAUCAAAAUCUUCCAUGGUGCAGCAAGUACUUUCUGAGAUAUUUCUAAAAAAUGGCCAUGCCCACGAGGUGAUUUUUCCUGUGCAAAGCACCAAUGGUUCUUUUAAAGAUAAUUCUGAUAACAAAAAUUUUACCAAAUCUUUAGUUACUGUAGAAAGGUAUGCCGCUGAGUGCUGUUAUCAAAAUAUUCCACAAAACGAUAAUUCGGUUUACAAGAAUUCAAUAGUCACGGCUAGUUCCAAGGAGAACAAACAAAUCAACGAUCUAAUUAACAAUAACAUUGAUGAAAAUGAAACCCAACACCCAGAGAUGGAAAUCACUGAAAUUUGGAAUAGUGUAAAGCAAAAUGUAAAGUAUGAGAUAAAAAGACUGGACGAAAUAAAAUACCAAAAUAAGCUUAUUUCAAAUGAUGUAAGCUCAAAAGGAAAUAAAAUACGGAAUGGUUUGCCGUUCGAAGCAUGGAAGAGAGAAAAGACAAGAAUGUAUAAAAAUUUGUUUAGAGAAAAACAGCGAGAAAGGCAACUUCAACAAGCAGCGAGAGCUAAGGAGAUGGAGAAAAAACAAGCUGCAAAGGAGGCUUAUCUUUCCUGGAGGAAGCAGCGUGAGGUACAACAUAAACUGACGCUUAAAAGGAAAAAAGCUCUAGACGAAGUGAAUGAUGUAAAAAGAAAACGAAACUGUGAAGAAACUACCUCUAAGGCACAAGCGUUUAAAAUGUGGAAGAAAAAAAAGGAUGCUAAACUGAGAGAAAAUGACGCAGCCAACAAUCACCCUGUUCAAUACAAUCAACCAUCACUCCAAUCGGAGGUACCCAAAAUGGAAAUGGGUUUAGAAUUCCAUUCCUGGUUGGAUCAGUUGGAUUAUGUUUUGCAUGAAAAAUAUUUGCGCGAACGGCGCUUUCGAGUCCGAUCGUUUUACUGUCAGCCCACGUACUAUGGUACAAUUUCUCAGUAUAUCGGAUAAAUAUAAAUAUUAACUCUGAA
Molecule: messenger RNA, 1478 nt
Organism: Orussus abietinus
Lineage: Eukaryota; Metazoa; Arthropoda; Insecta; Hymenoptera; Orussidae
Exons: 7
Coding region: 46-1458 (470 amino acids)
Source: RefSeq, a predicted model, not a curated record